Messenger RNA from Saprolegnia parasitica CBS 223.65, 2668 nucleotides. RefSeq lists its product as hypothetical. The transcript has 11 exons. Gene Ontology annotation, cellular component: membrane. Gene Ontology annotation, biological process: phosphatidylinositol metabolic process; cell surface receptor signaling pathway; G protein-coupled receptor signaling pathway. Gene Ontology annotation, molecular function: G protein-coupled receptor activity; phosphatidylinositol kinase activity. The record is from RefSeq and is a predicted model, not a curated record. Lineage: Eukaryota; Oomycota; Saprolegniomycetes; Saprolegniales; Saprolegniaceae. Bases 294 to 2555 code for a protein of 753 amino acids.
CAGCAUUUGUCACGCGGCGACGUCCAGCCGGCCACCCUCGCCUCUAUGCAAGCAUCCGCGAAGAAGGGGUCGUACGUCCGCGACAACAUCUCCGAGACCUCUUCUCCCUCGAACGCGCUCUACUACAACCCGUCGUCGACGCCCAAGUCCAUGGCGUACCAGCACUCUGAGAGCGACAUGCCGAGCACGCUCGCCGGCCGGGCAAGGACACGGACCGCCUCGGCUGGUUCCAUGCCAAGAUCCGCAUCGAGAACUCGAUCCACUGGGCCAACAACUUUGCGAUUCAGGCGCUCAUGCUGCUCUUCUUCCUUUGCGCGCUCGCGGCGACGAUUACGAUCCCGGCGCUCGGGUACCGUGUCUCGGUCGGGCUCCUCGGCGGUAGUACGGUCACGAUCGUGUCGUCGUCGGCCGUCAUCUACACGUACUGGCACCUUCCGUCGUGGAAGAAGCACCCGAACCCGCUCAUCUUUUACCGGAGUCUCUGCGACGUGGGCUUUGUGCUCAUUCUGCUCUUCACCGAGCUCUACAAGUGCGGCAAUGGCGGCUGCAACUUUAGCCUCCAAAAGAAUGGCUGCAACGUGGCUGCUGGCUUUACGCAGUUCUUCCUCCUCGGCUCCGAGUGCUGGUUCUGCGUCAUGACCUACGACAUGUACACUUCCGUGCGCAGUCCGUUCACGGACUUUAAGCGCAACGUGCGCCUCUACCACAUUUUUGUCUGGGGCUUUGCCCUGCUCACAUCCAUUCUCCUCGUGUCGCUCGACAAGGCCGGGCCGUCCGAGUUCAACUACUGCUGGGCCAAGCCCGUGCACAAGGACACGGGCAGCUCUAGCAGCGGCCAGACCAACCUCCUCUGGUCCAUCAACACCACGUCGUGGGGUUUUUUCUACAUCUGGAUCAUCCUUUUCUGGGUCGUGGCACUCUGUGUCAUUGUGUUUGCGUGGAAGCGGCUCAAGGCUGGCCUCGCGGAAACCCUUCGCCUCCGUCUUCGAGUCUUGCAUUCGGUCACCGUCUACGUGAUUGCAAUCAUCAUCUACUGGGCGAUUACAUUCGGCGUCUACGUGCCGUACCUCGUGCUGGGCCUCGUCAACAACCCGAAUUCGUACACGGCGCUGACCCAAGGGUACUUUGACUUUAUCGUGUGGUUCCAGAUCAACGAGCUCUCGUUUGGCGACGGCCUUCUCGUCGGGAACGCGCCCAACUCGAAGAAGGGCCUUCCCGUCGACGUCGACUUGAGCCCGCAAGUGAAUCUCGCGUUGCGCUGCGAAGUGCUCUACUACACGACGACCGGCAUCAUCCAAGCGGCCAAAGAGAUUGUGACGCUGCCGGACAAUGCGACCGUCAACCAACUCCGGCUGCUGCCCCAAGGCCAGACGACGCUUGACGCGCCGUCGUCGACGACGAUCUUUACCGACUUUUGCCCGCACGUGUUUCACGCGAUCCGGCACCACUUUGGCGUCUCAACCGAAGCGUACGUGCAGAGUCUGAGCAAGACGACCAAGGAGCGGCUCAGCGAAGGCGCGAGCGGCGCGUUUAUGUUCUUCUCGCAAGACCAGCAGCUCAUUGUCAAGAGUAUGAGCCCCGGCGAAGCGUCGUUUCUGCAGUCGAUCGCGCCCGAGUACGGCAGCUACCUCCUCUCGCACCCCGACUCGCUCCUCACGCGCUUCUACGGCUGCCACUCGGUGCAGCUGUACGGCAGCACGUUUUACUUUGUCGUGAUGGCCAACUUGUUUUCGGACAACUCCAAGACCAUCCAUCGGCGCUACGACAUCAAGGGCAGUUGGGUCAAUCGGUCGGCCAAGCAGCCGACAAAGGGCAAGAGCGUCACGUGCCGGCACUGCAACGGCAAGUUUAUCUUUGGCGUCGCGGACGCCGAGUCGAACGCGUGCCCCCUCCGCGUUGGCGGCAACCACGAGCCGAACGUGAUCCUCAAGGACAACGACUUGACGCAGAAGGUCCGACUCAACGAGGCGGAAGCCGAAGAGCUCUACGCGCACAUUUGCAAGGACGCGUCCUUCCUCGCUAGCCACGGCAUCAUGGACUACUCGUUGCUCAUGGGGGUCCACAACGUCGAGUACCGCGUCACGGACGACAUGGAGCUCGAGCUCGAGGAGACGGAGAACUCCAAGAGCCUUUUGCUCAACAACAACAUCAAGAUGAAGGCGCGGGACGGCAGUGUCGCCAAGAUGCGCGACCCGAUGGCCGCCGAAGACGAGGACGCGCUGCUGUCCGAGGGCCUUCCCCACCUCUUUAACGGCACGCGCCGCGCCAACACGGUCGUCGGACCGGCGUGCUAUUACUUUGGCAUUAUCGACAUUUUGCAGCUCUGGAACUUUGACAAGAAGCUCGAGCGCGGGUUCAAACUCCACGUCCUCCGAAAGGACCCGGAUGGUCUCUCGGCCGUGCCGCCGACCGCGUACAAGGACCGGUUCUGCCUCAAGAUGGCCGAAAUUCUCAGCAUUGGUGUCCACGACGAAGACAGCGUUCCCGUUGACGUCAACGGCGCCAGCAGUCUCGAAUCGCCUACAGACGGGCUGCACAAGCGCUACCACCUCUAAGCUCUCAGAGCACCAUUCCACAUUUCAAAACAAAACCAAAAACCUAUACUCCAAUGUACUUUCUACUCCCAUCCGAUCGGGUGUACGUAUUCCUUUUGUAUAUCAAUGUAUCA